This is a messenger RNA of Papaver somniferum (opium poppy), 1086 nucleotides long. RefSeq lists its product as uncharacterized. The record is from RefSeq and is a predicted model, not a curated record. The transcript has 2 exons. Lineage: Eukaryota; Viridiplantae; Streptophyta; Magnoliopsida; Ranunculales; Papaveraceae. The coding region runs from base 1 to 1086 and encodes 361 amino acids.
AUGGGAACUGCCAUUACAAGUAUGACAUGGUCUCAUACUCGUAUAAAAAUACCAAGAAAUCGUGAAGCCGGAGAUAUACUUCUCUGGAAUGACUACUUUUCUGACAACCCCACCUACCCAGCUAACAUAUUUCGUAGGAGAUUCAGAAUGCGGCGAGAAUUGUUCAACCGAAUAUUGGCAGAUGUGGUGUCUAGAAAUCCUUAUUUUGCUCAAAAAAGAGAUGCUUGUGGCAUUCUUGGAUUAUCCCCUCAUCAGAAAGUAACUGCAGCAAUCCGAAUGUUAGCUUAUGGAUGUGCAGCAGAUGCAAUAGAUGAGUAUUUACGCAUUGGAGAAACCACCGUUUUAGAAGCAACCCGUCGGUUUUGCAAGACGAUUGUGGUAUUAUAUGGGAAAGAAUAUUUACGCUCACCAACUGCGGAAUCAGGAGUAUACACCGCGUAUAAAGGGAGUGAAAGUAUUGUGCUAGAGGCAGUGGUGUCACAUGAUCUCUGGUUUUGGCAUGCGUUUUUUGGUAUGCCCGGCUCCUGCAAUGAUAUUAAUGUAAUGAAUCGUUCUUAUAUUUUUCGAAAACUUAUCAACGGGAAAACACCACCGGUGAACUUUGAAGUAAACGGGCAUGCAUAUGAUAUGGGAUAUUAUCUCGGUGAUGGCAUUUAUCCACAGAUUGCUACUAUUGUGAUGGCCAUUAAACAACCAGAUACACCGAAAAAAUAUAAAUUUUCAUCGAUGCAAGAGGGAGCACGGAAAGAUGUAGAGCGUGGAUUUGGUGUACUGCAACAACAAUUUGCCAUUGUCAAACAACCUGCACGAAUGUGGAACCCGGAUGUGCUUGCCUAUAUAAUGAAAACGGUUAUUAUUUUACAUAAUAUGAUAGUGGAGGAUGAGCGUCUUCCCGGUGAUUGGCCACAUGAAUAUGACUCACGUAGCAGGUCGGCACCGGUGAAUAUAUCGAGGGUAGGUACUGAGGAACUUUCCAGAAUGAGAGCUGCACAUCGGUGUCAUGCUAUACACAAUAAAGAAACACAUUUUCGCUUGCGUCAAGAUUUAAUCGAACACAUAUGGUCAAAUUUUGGAGAUAAUUAUUAA